This is a messenger RNA of Seminavis robusta, 1767 nucleotides long. NCBI's taxonomy places the organism in Eukaryota, Bacillariophyta, Bacillariophyceae, Naviculales, Naviculaceae. The record is from the annotation of a GenBank genome assembly.
AUGAGUAAUUCCCUCAUGGAAACGAAUAGGGUUCUUGGUGGAGAUAUUGAAGAAGAAAUCGACUUUACGCAUCCAGUGGACCUGGACAACGACAAGAGGUCAGCCACCGUGAGCAAGGGUCGUUUUGGAGACGAUCCUUCCAGCGAGCUCCAUUGCAGGGCCUGGCAAAUGGAACAGCAGGACAUGCUUCAGCUCAAGAGCAUGGACGACGUGACUUUCGCAGUUGUGCAAGGUCAGGAUCAUGAUGACUGGAACAUCAAUGGCAAGAAAACCGACCUGGAGAGUGACAUCAGCAGUGAAGACGAUGAGUCGGACGAUGAUGAUGCUGACUUUGGUGGUGGUGAUGGUGCUUAUAAUGAUAAUGAUGGUGAUAGCUGCAGUCGUGACAGUGUCCUCUCCGCACAGGCCCGAGAGAAUCAACUCAUGGCGGGCAUCAUCAUUGGAAUCAUUCAAGGAAAAAUUGUGAAUGUUUUUGCAGCAUGCUUUCGUUUCAUGAUCGACUCUAUGAUUGCUGUGUACAAAUGGAUUAUCCAGAAAUGCUCAUCAUCCUCAUCAUCAGACGAAGAGGGUGUCACGGAUUUGGCGGCAGAUCUGGCAGAGGAUGCCAUCGAUGUGGGAUACUUCCGUGCGGCCAACAACCAGUUUGCCAGUGGACUUGGUGCCGAGACCACUCCUGGGAAUACAACUGCUAUGAACCCUGGAGUACAAGCUACCCAACAGAUGGCAACUAUGGCAGCCCAAAGUGCAGCUACUGCCACUGCUUCAUCUGCCACUGCUGCAGCCGCAGCAGCUGCAUCUUCCUCCAUUGCCUCCACGUUGGCUGGGGCUGUUGCAUCAGUAGGAGUGGCAUCCCAAGUAGGUGUGGCCGUGGGAGUUGCAGCAGUGUCAAUCAUUGCUGUUGUUUCCACAGCGGUUAGUGACCGUAUGAAUUCAGAGGGCCCCACAGCAUCAACCACUUUUUUGGGGCUUGAUGACACCUUUAUCCCGCCUGUCUGCUCCCCGAAUAUGGAUAUCAAGCAAGGAUAUGUAGAGCUGCAGAUUCAGUCACUGCCAAAGGAAGCAUUGCCUCAGCACAAGUUGAAAAUGGAGAGGAUGUUCCGAACCCUCUACAACAACAUCUCUGGACAGUGCUUCGAUCCUCUACAAAGGGUUGUCCACAAUGCUUCAUUGGAACGCUGGGAGGAGACGGAUGUUGAUCCACAAACGACAAUUACAACAUUGUAUUGGCAGGCCACUGUGGCUUGUAGUGGAUGUCCUGACUGGGAGCCUCUGUUUGAUUCAUCCAUACUUCUUUCAUCGGACGUGGAGAUUGCCAGGGACACCAUGUCAAAUGCUACGGCAAACACAACCACAAUCACAGAUAGCAAUGUGACAGCUAUGAUGCCAUCCAAUAAAACCAACGGAACAUCACCACAAUCAACAGCAGUUACUGGCAGCCUCAAUCCCGAAGAACAACAACUACAACAAGUUCCUUCUUUGGAUGAGUUUUUUGCCGUGUUUGCAACAGCCUUUGGCUUCAAUUUGGGACCAUUGCUGGAAGAAGCCAGUGAUGGUGCAAUCAUCAUUGAAGCUGACGAUGAGGGGUCGCCCAAAGUGGUGUUUGCCACUACCAAGGCAGCUCCUGGCUUUGAAGGCAGUAAUGGAACUGUUUCGAUAGGAGAAGCCGCUUUGGAACAGUUUGAAGACUUUGUGCAGACCAACAAUGGAAAUGUUCAAACCCCAUUCAUCACUGAUGACCUCACAUCAUUGGCUGAUGACCUCUCAUGA